This is a messenger RNA of Patiria miniata (bat star), 2460 nucleotides long. RefSeq names its product sodium- and chloride-dependent GABA transporter 1-like. The coding region runs from base 224 to 2254 and encodes 676 amino acids. Gene Ontology annotation, cellular component: membrane. Gene Ontology annotation, biological process: sodium ion transmembrane transport. Lineage: Eukaryota; Metazoa; Echinodermata; Asteroidea; Valvatida; Asterinidae. The record is from RefSeq and is a predicted model, not a curated record. The transcript is spliced from 12 exons.
GUGCUUGGCUGUAUCAGUACCAUUUGUAAACAGUGCUCAUAAGUGUUAGUUACCAAUUGGGUUGAGCACGCGUUUUUUGGGUCUAUCCUGGCACAAAGGCUUCGUUAAAAGAAACUAACACCAAGAGGGAUUUCAAGAAAACUCGCAGUUCAGGAGUGGAAGUAAUUUUGUAAACAUAGAGAGAAAUUGUCACUGGUAGUGAAAGGGGAUAUUACAACCAACCAUGGCUGAGGGUGGCUUGGCUGUUCAAAUCAAUGGGGAUGCCGGCGGGAAAGCGAAGGCGCUGGAGGCAGCGGGAGGCCAGAUAGUUCCCGUGGAUGUGGAGCAGAUGAAUAUGGAGGAUGACGAUGAGCAACUGGUUGAAGAAGAGGAGGUGGAUCGUGGAGGAUGGGGCAACAAGUUGGACUUCAUCAUGGCGUGUAUCGGCUACGCAGUGGGCCUGGGUAACGUCUGGCGGUUCCCUUAUCUCUGCUACAAGAACGGUGGAGGAGCCUUUCUUAUCCCUUACUUCGUGUCAUUGGUGGCGUGUGGUGUGCCUAUCUUCCUCAUGGAGGUCUCACUCGGUCAGAUGCUUCAAACAGGAGGCAUCAGCGUCUGGGAACUAUUCCCCGCUAUAAAAGGUGUUGGUCUGUCCGCCGCCACCAUCGCCGCCAUGCUGAACGUAUACUACAUCAUCAUCGUGUCGUGGUCUCUGUUCUAUAUGUUCGUCUCCUUCACCAGCGAACUUCCGUGGCACGACUGCAGCAACUACUGGAACAACGAGUUCUGCAGCGAGCUGCAGCUGCAGUCUAACUUGACCGCUGACAUCAAGAAGUCGUACUUUCUGUCCACCAACGGCUCGUUGCUGCCUAAGGAGUUAGGCGAGUCAUCCGCCGAACAAUAUUGGGAGAGAAGAGUGCUACACAUAAGUGGAGGCUUUGAAGAGGUCGGUAGUAUUCGUUGGGAUCUCAUAGGAUGCCUUGCCUUUGCCUGGGUGCUGACAUUCCUCUGUAUUUGGAGAGGCGUCAAAACGACUGGAAAGAUCGUCUGGUUCACGGCCCUGAUUCCUUACGCUAUCCUGCUUAUCCUCCUCAUCAACGGUGUACUUCUAGAAGGCUCUUAUGAUGGUAUUAUCUAUUACAUCACGCCUACGUUUGACAAACUCACUGAACCCACGGUAUGGGUUGAUGCUGCUACUCAGAUCUUCUUCUCCUACGGUGUGGGUAUCGGCUCUCUCAUAUCCCUCGGUAGCUACAACCCUUACAGAAAUAACUGUUUAAUUGAUACCAUUGUGGUGGGCAUCGUGAACGCGGGUACCAGUCUGUUCGCGGGUUUCGUCAUCUUUGCUGUCCUGGGCUACAUGGCCUUCAUACAAGAAGUGGACGUUUCACAAGUGGCAGAUGAAGGGCCAGGGUUGGCAUUUGUUGCCUACCCGACGGCUGUUGAUACCAUGCCUGCUGCUCCUUUCUGGUCAAUCUUGUUCUUCGCCAUGUUGGUCAUGCUGGGUCUGGACAGUCAGUUUUGCGUCGUUGAGGGCUUCAUCACUUCCCUCAUGGACGGCUUUCCAGAGUUCCGUCUCAGAAAGAAUCGGACGAUUUUCGUCAUCUCCAUCUGCGUCAUCGACUUUUUCCUGGGAUUCAUGUGCCUCACAGAAGGCGGGAUGUACAUGUUCCAGUUGUUGGAUUCCUACGCGGCCAGCGGUAUGCCGCUGUUGUGGGUAGCCAGUUUGGAGUGCAUCACGAUAUCCUACGGCUACGGGAUCCGACGAUAUUACCGAGAUGUCACCACCAUGCUUACCUUCACUCCCGGCUGGUUCUGGCCCAUCAGCUGGGCUAUACUCACACCGGUUGUGACUGUGGGUAUUUUUAUCUUCAGUCUGGUUGACUACUCCGGACCAAAGUAUGGAGACGAUUACUAUUUCCCCAUCAGUGGGGAGAUUCUUGGCUGGAUGAUGUCACUUGCUUCUAUGCAGUGGGUCAUCACUUACGCUAUUUAUCUCUUCGUUGUCACUCCGGGCACAGCUAGAGAGCGGCUGCGCUAUAUGGCAACAGCUCGCGUCUUCCCCAAGGAGAAAGAGAACCCGCUUCCAGUGGAAGAUAGCAGCGUGGAUGGGGGUAGCGUGCACUCGUCAGAAGACCGUGAUGGAGACAGUAUCCCGCCAAAGUACGAGAAAAAUGUGGAUGGGGGGAACGCCUUCGAUAACGAGGGUUAUACCAAGGACAACGGGGACAUCCGUCUCGACGUUCGCACUGGAGAUAGUGACGAGGAGGAGUAAAGAAAGCGCGACUUGAAAUGAAGCUAGCGGAUGCAUAUUGUAGUCACAAUAUUUGACACGGUUGGUCGGGUUUUUUUUUUACGUAUACCAUACACAGAGGGGUACCAAUGUCCGUAUACCCUAUAAACAUUGUAGACUAAUAUACCUCACACAUCCCAUAGAGACUCCUCUUUUGCUUCAAAAUAAUGUUUUGACGACCCCUCUGA